This is a messenger RNA of Mercenaria mercenaria, 3883 nucleotides long. RefSeq names its product cysteine protease ATG4B-like. NCBI's taxonomy places the organism in Eukaryota, Metazoa, Mollusca, Bivalvia, Venerida, Veneridae. The record is from RefSeq and is a predicted model, not a curated record. Gene Ontology annotation, molecular function: protein-phosphatidylethanolamide deconjugating activity. The coding region runs from base 37 to 1272 and encodes 411 amino acids. The transcript is spliced from 12 exons.
UUCAAGCAUGCGCAGUUGCAGUGUUUUGAUUUUGCGAUGGACUACUUUGGUGACAUCGCAGAUGUCACUCUAACAUAUGAGUGUGGUCCAUUAGCCUUUGAGGAUUUCCCAAGGACAGCAGAACCAGUCUACAUAUUAGGGGAACAAUACAGUGUAUUGUAUGAUUUGGAAGAAAUCCGGGAUGAUGUCAGAUCUAGGUUUUGGUUUACAUAUAGAAAGGGAUUUCAGCCUAUUGGUGGGACAGGCCCUUCGUCAGAUGCAGGCUGGGGUUGUAUGUUACGAUGUGGACAGAUGAUGUUAGCACAUGCUCUUGUAGUACGUCAUUUGGGAAGAGGGUGGCGAUGGCAUGGCACUGAUGAAAGGCAUAGAAAAAUCUUGGAGAUGUUUCAAGAUAAAAAGAGUUCAUAUUACUCCAUACAUCAAAUAGCUUCUAUGGGUGUUUCUGAAGGGAAGAAUGUGGGACAGUGGUUUGGACCAAAUACUGUCGCACAAGUUUUGAAGAAGCUGGUUGUCUAUGAUGAUUGGAGUUCUCUAGUGAUACAUGUUGCCAUGGAUAAUUCUGUGAUACAAGAUGAUAUAAAAUGUUUGUGCAAAUGUAAACAUGGAGACGAUCGUGAUAAAUGUGAAAUACGCAAAUCUAUGAAAGCAGAAAGCCAGACGAGAGAUAAAGACUUUAUAAACUAUAGUUCAUGUUCUAGUGAAGCUAGUGACACCUCAUUUCAUAGUGCACCAAGUUCCGAGAUGGAUGUCAGUAUAUGGAAGCCAUUGUUAUUAAUCAUUCCUCUUAGACUAGGACUUACUGAUACUAAUGUUGUUUAUGUUGAAAGUUUAAAGAAAUGUUUAAGUUUAAAGCAGAGUGUUGGUAUGAUAGGUGGCAAGCCAAAUCACGCUCACUGGUUUAUAGGAUAUGUUGGUGAUGAACUUGUGUAUCUUGAUCCACAUACAACACAGGUGUUUGAGGACCCACUGACUAAAGAUGACUCUUUUCAUUGUCAGUAUUCAUGUAGAAUGAAAAUACUCGACCUUGACCCUUCAAUUGCAUUGGGAUUUUAUUGUGGAACAGAGGCCGAGUUUGAUGAUUUGUGUUCAAGUUUACAGAAGUUUAUAACCUGUCGAAAGACAUCAGCCAUGUUUGAGCUUCACAAAGAAAGGCCCUUACAUUGGCCUCCGUAUGAACCUUACACAGCAAGAGUGUCUCCCAAUACUAAAGAGUUUGCCUUAGUUGAGAAGCACUCGAGUGAUAGUGAUGAAGAUUUUGAGCUUGUUGGAUAGUUCAGCACCAACAUACAGCAGUAAAAUAAAUUGAGCCGUGCCAUGGGAAAACCAACAUAGUGGGUGUGCGACCAGCAUGGAUCCAGACCAGCCUGCGCAUCCGCGCAGUCUGGUCAGGAUCCAUGCUGUUCGCUAACAGUUUCUCCAAUUCCAAUAGGCUUUAAAAGCGAACAGCAUGGAGCCUGACCAGACUGCGCGGAUGGGCAGGCUGGUCUGGAUCCAUGCUGGUCGCACACCCACUAUGUUGGUUUUCCCAUGGCACGGCUCAAUUGCUUUUGUUUUACGGAACAAGCAGAUUAUUCAUACAAGCUUUUACUAUAUCUGUUGUACUAAAACUUGUGAAAGUUUAUAGUAAAAUACGCCAGCUACAGCAAAAUAAAGUGGAAUUAUUUUUCAUAAAGAAUUUCAAAGUUAUUUUUUUCAAGAAUUUCCAGUAUAAUUGAGAAUAUAAUUAUACAUUAUAUCUUAAGACCUAACAUUUAAGUUUUUAAUGACUUCAUGGAAAUUCUUGAUUUGUGCUGGAGUACAGAUAUUUGAUAUGGAAUGAUGUUUAGGUGACAGUUGCUGCAAUCAGAGUUGUAUUACAGAUGUAACACUUCAUAUGUGAUAUUUUUUAAUUAAUGUGCAAGUAGUGUAGUUUUACUGUUUAAAUAAUGGUUAAUUCAUGCUGAUAUUUAUAAUUAUUGUGUUAUGCUUUGACAAUAUAAAUAGUACAUGUACACGUGUAUGAUCUAUUUAUGUUCUUAUCAAAACGUUAACAGUAAUAUAAUAUGUCUUGCUGAGGCAUGCUGAUCUGAUUUCGUAGAGUGUUACCUGUGCAGGUCCCCAAAAUCAAUACUGUAAAAUCAUUUAAUUUUAUGGGCAUGAACUUUCAUGGUUUGGGUCAAAACUGGAAUUUCAUUGGGAUAUGAAUUCGUGGAUUUCAACUUCUGAACAUAAAAUGAAUGGGAAUUUUAAUUUUUCGUUGGGAUUAAAAUUCAAAUAUUGACUCAACCACAAAAUCCACAAAAAUUAGUCCCCCACAAAUAUCAAUGAUUUCACAGUAAUGUUCUGAAAAAUUGAUACAGGUAAUGACAGCCCACUGUACAAUGUUCAAAAAUGGAUAUAACAACAUAGAAAAGAUCAGCCCUAUGUUAUGGGUUGCAUAUUGGGUCAAGAUUCCUGUUACUAAAAAUAGAAAAAAAAGCACAGAAAACUUCAGUAAGGACAAUGCAAGAAUCAGAUGUAAAUUUAUUGAAGCUUAUUGUGUACUCACGGUCACUAUUAAUAAAUUGGAAGAAAAAAUGCCCUACACUAUAACUCCAGAUAGAGAAACAAACAUAGGCAGGGCCUCCACUGGGCCUCAGAAAGUUGUAGCCACUUUUUGAGAGAAACUGCCAAAUUGAAGCUGAAUUGCUGAAAUUUGACCUGAUUUUAAUAAAAUUCUUGUCACCACUUACGAAAAUCUGUAGCCAGUUCUUUGAAUUUGUAGCAUUUUGCUACAUUGGCAAAUGGCAGUGGAGGCCCUGAUAGGCUAUAUGUAGGUAAUAUAAAUUCCAAGAUUGGAGUUGUCGCUACAGUACUUGUCAUGUUGUGUAAUUGCUUGGCAGCCUUGUGAAUUCAAUUUGUUUGUUUUAUCUUUUAUUCAUUUGAUAUAUGAAAUAUCUGACGUCAUAUAUAUGCAACUUGCAUACAUAAUUUAUGUUUAGAUUAUUGUUCUUUAAAGUUUAUGGUUUGUUUACGAUGCUAGGGAAUGUUCUGGAUGCGUUUAACAUUUGUUCUAAUUAAUCAUUCAUUCUCACAAGCGAAAGUUGAAAGUACCAUAGAGAAAUGACACAUGUAAUUGGUAAAACUGUAAAAGAAAACAGUGAUAGGCAAAUAUUAGACAAGUCAAAAUGAAACCACACAUUAAUUGUCAAGAAUUGUAAAGUUCAAAAAUAUUCCAAAGUGUAAUGGCUAGUAUAUACUAUAUUUAACAUAAUAUGUAUUUAGUAAUCAGUUUGAACAAUCAAGACAGGUGUUGCAAUAAACAAACAUUGUAAACUUUUCUCAACCAUUAAACCUCUUUAUGAUAGAAAGGACAUCUUAUAUAGUUGAAACAUGUACUGUACUUUAGACAAUCAUUAAACUUGAAGGUAAUGUGAUUAUGCCAAUUAAAUACAGUAUUUUGCUUAAAAGUGCUGUUAAUUCACAUCCGUGUCAGCUUUUUUAUGAAAGGAACUGGAAUGACUGUCUUACUGGUGCAUGACCUGGUUGAAAGAGAUGAACACUUAAUCAUGAUCUAAACACUUGGUUUUGCUGUGACUCUGUGAUUCCAGCAGGUAUAAAAGUGUUGAUUCCAUAUCUUGAUGUGAAUGAGAGGUAAAGUCAAAGUUUUAAGUUCUGUUUUGGCACAAUAUAACCCUGUACUUUGUAACCUAGCUGUAAAGCCCAAAACCACUGUUAAUUCACACCUGCCAAGUCAUUGUGCUUUUUUGCAAUGCAUAAUAUUGUUAUAAAAAUUAAGGUGCUUUACUUGUUGUCUAAUAGUAGGAUAUUUUCUCUAGCUUGACAGUUGACAUUUUGAAUGUGUACUUUUCCUUGUUUGUGAAUGAUAUUAUAAUAUAUGUUUACAUUAAAAGUUUUAUCCAUG